GGACUGCGCCCCCAAAGCUCCGCCGGCCUUGAGGAGAAACCGACGGGAGGGCCUCCCCCGCCCCAGGGUUGCGGCUUAAUGCCGGGGACGGGGACGGCGCCCCCUACCCCCGGCCUUCCGGGUAAGGCGCAAAACCGGGUGUGAAAGCACCUGCCGAACUCGUCAUGCAUCCUAUUUUUAUUAGGAAGAUCAGCAACACAGUCAUGCCUGAGGUAAACACAAAUGAUCUGGAUGAGCAGCAACUGCGGUUGCUGGCAGAGAUGUGCAUCCUGAUAGAUGAAAAUGACAACAGGAUUGGUUCAGAUACAAAGAAAAACUGCCACCUGAAUGAAAACAUUGACAAAGGAUUAUUGCAUCGUGCCUUCAGCGUGUUCUUGUUCAAUAUGGAGAAUAAGCUACUGUUGCAACAGAGAUCAGAUGCUAAAAUCACUUUUCCAGACUGUUUUACCAAUACUUGUUGCAGUCAUCCACUAAGCACCCCACUUGAACUGGAAGAAAAUAAUGCCAUUGGCGUUCGAAGAGCAGCACAGAGACGACUGAAAGCAGAGUUAGGAAUUCCACUGGAUCAGAUCACUCCAGAAGAAAUUGUCUAUCUAACCCGAAUUCAUUACAAAGCCCAAUCCAAUGGAACUUGGGGAGAACAUGAAAUAGAUUACAUCCUUUUCGUGCAGAAGAAUGUAACACUGGAUCCAGAUCCCAAUGAAAUUAAAAGCUGCUGUUAUGUGACGCAAGAAGAAUUGAGAAAACUCCUGGAAAAAGCUUCUCAAAAUGAAAUUAAGAUUACUCCAUGGUUCAGACUGAUUGCAGAUACUUUUCUCUUUAAGUGGUGGGAUAACUUGAAUAAUUUGAAGAGAUGUGUUGAUCCUAAGAUACACAGAAUGUAACAAAACAUGCUCCUCUAAAAUGAAGUAUCUCAAGUUUUUUGUAGUGACCAACUGUUCAUUGAAGCAAUGUAUUUGCAGAUUGAUUGAAACAUAGGAAAUAGGAAUAGACCCAUUAAAAUUGUAGGGACUUAGGUAUUUUAUCUGGCAUUACCUAACUGGCUUGCUCCUGGAGCAAUUUUUCUUCUUUCACUUCUUGGUACUGUGGAGUCCUUGGGGUUCUCCGAGCUUGGUUCUUUUCUUGCAAACAUUUCA
Messenger RNA from Python bivittatus (Burmese python), 1136 nucleotides. RefSeq names its product isopentenyl-diphosphate delta isomerase 1 (gene IDI1). Gene Ontology annotation, cellular component: cytoplasm. NCBI's taxonomy places the organism in Eukaryota, Metazoa, Chordata, Lepidosauria, Squamata, Pythonidae. Gene Ontology annotation, molecular function: isopentenyl-diphosphate delta-isomerase activity. The record is from RefSeq and is a predicted model, not a curated record. Gene Ontology annotation, biological process: isopentenyl diphosphate biosynthetic process; isoprenoid biosynthetic process.